Molecule: messenger RNA, 13779 nt
Organism: Patiria miniata (bat star)
Lineage: Eukaryota; Metazoa; Echinodermata; Asteroidea; Valvatida; Asterinidae
Product: mucin-3A-like
Exons: 58
Coding region: 215-12922 (4235 amino acids)
Molecular function (GO): calcium ion binding
Source: RefSeq, a predicted model, not a curated record
GUUGACACUUCUUGACCAAUAGCAUCGCGAAACGACACAAUACAGAAUUGAAAAAAGAUGCUUUUUAUUCGGGACAGGGCGUGAGUGGUGUUUCGGGGUUGUAGUGAAGACGCGAGUCACUCCUCGAGAAGGCUGUGUGAAGGAGUGGAUAUCGGCCCAUCUCUCUCUUCCAAGAGCCCGCAUCCAUCAGCGGGAGAUAAAAGAAGCCGACAGCAUGGGGGUGCUACUUCUGACGGCUGUGAUAACGCUCCUUGCAGGACAGACGAUGUCGCAAGAAAUGUGUGCUACGAAUCAGUGCCUCAACGGGGAGAAUUGCUACAACAGACCAGUCGACGCAACCAGUCCUGAUGGCUAUAUCUGUGAAUGCAACCUUCCAUUCCGAGACAGUUACAACUGCGCUAUUGGACCUGACAAUCAGGAGGUGUACACCUGCUUUGGUAGUAGUUGCCAGAGCGGUACGUUCACCAGCAAAGAGUGGCCCAACGUCUACCCGAACCGGUACCGCGCCCUCUAUCUGUUGUACAUACCGGGCGCCAACGGCAUCAAAUUCACCUUCAACGCCCCGUUCAGCAUCGAAUCGGACAAGGAUGAGUUGUACAUUGGCAAGGGUCUGACCGUCGACUUUGCCCUACUCCUCGGCAGCGAUACGGUGGGACCCGAUGUGGCAUUCUUUGACGGCACCCAACUGCCUGCCGAAACGAUCAUACCGAACACUGACGUCGCCUUCCUGUAUUUCAUCACCGACAAAAAUCUGAAUUUUGAAGGGUUCUCUGUGAACUUCUUAAUGGUGGAUAAUGUGCCGCCUGAGGUCAGCAACUGUCCGCCAAACAUGGACCUUACGACGACUGUUCCCGAAGGCAUCCAGGCCGUUUGGACAUUGCCGACGGUCACAGAUGCCAGCACAUUCACCACCACAGCGUCCCACGAGCCGGGAGAUCUGUUCCCCCAGGGCUCCACCCAGGUGUCCUACCUCUACGUGGAUCGGUUUGGAAAUGAGAACACGUGUACCUUCACGAUCACGGUCACUUUGGUUGACAUGGAGCCGCCAGUGAUCCAGACGACAUCUGAAAACAUCGUCGUGACGGUACCCUUCGGCUCAGCUGGAACCACUGUCACCUGGACUGAGCCCACUGCAACAGACAAUCUAGGCACGGUGUUUACCAGCAGAACUAGAGAUCCUGGAAGCUUCUUUGCUACGGGUACCGUGACGGAUAUCACCUACUCCUUCGCUGAUGCCAACGGCAACACAGCCAGGACAACGUUCACAGUCACCAUUGUUGAAGAAUCUGACGAAGUGCCUCCAGUGAUCACCAGUUUCCCAUCAGAUGUGACAAUCACCGUUCCCUUUGGAACCACAAGCGCAGUCGUCACUUGGAAUGAGCCGACAUCUACGGAUAAUUCCGGUACCUCCAGCCAGACUGCAAACAUCCCAUCCGGAAGCACCUUUGCCGUCGGAGCCACGCCAGUCACUUACACCUUCUCGGAUCCAAACGGGAACUCGGUCAACUCGAUGUUCACCGUGACUGUCAUUAUGUUGCCUGACAACGAACCGCCCGUGAUCCAAACCUUCCCCGGUGACAUCACAGUGACUGUCCCCUUUGGAACGACCAGCACGGCCGUGAACUGGAAUGCUCCAACGUCCACCGAUAACUCCGGAACAGUCAACACUGUCAGCACCAGGCAGCCGGGAAGCUCAUUCCCCCCCGGCGAAACCGAAGUGACCUACACAUUCACCGACCCUACUGGAAAUUUGGUCAUGCGGACUUUAACUGUCAAUGUCAUUGUUGCUCAGGAUGACAUACCACCAACGGUGACCAGUUUUCCAUCGCCCGUGACCAUCACGGUGCCCUUCGGUACCCCGAGCGCCACAGUCACCUGGAACGAGCCGACAUCAACGGAUAACAGUGGUACCUCCUCCCAAAAUUCCAACCUCCCAUCUGGGAGCACAUUCCCAGUUGGGACAACGCCCGUGACGUACACGUUUGUUGACCAGGCUGGAAAUUCAGUGAUGCGUUCAUUUGACGUUACUGUGAUUAUGUCGCCUGAUGAGGAGCCACCCGAGAUCCAGACCUUCCCCAACGACAUCACCGUGACGGUUCCCUUUGGCACCGAUAGCUCCACCGUCAACUGGCCUGUGCCCACGGGAACAGACAACUCUGGCACAGUCAGUGUCACUUCCAACAGGGCACCGGGAAGCAAUUUCCCAGCAGGCUCAACCCCAGUGACUUACACUUUUACCGACCCUGCUGGAAAUUCUGUGAUGCGUACAUUCACAGUCAACGUUGUUGCCCUGGCUGAUGAGGAGCCACCUGAGAUCCAGACCUUCCCCAGCGACAUCACCGUGACUGUUCCCUUUGGCACCGAUAGCUCCACUGUCAACUGGCCCGUGCCCACGGGAACAGACAACUCGGGCACCGUGAGCAUCACUUCCAACAGGGAACCGGGAAGCACUUUCCCAGCAGGCUCAUCCCCGGUGACUUACACCUUUACUGACCCUGCUGGCAAUUCUGUGAUGCGUACAUUCACAGUCAACGUUGUUACCCUGCCUGACGACGAACCACCAAUGGUCACCAGUUUCCCAUCGGAUGUCACCGUCACUGUUCCCUUUGGAACGACCAAUGCGGUCGUCAACUGGAACGAGCCCACUUCCACGGAUAACUCCGGAAGUUCCUUCCAGAAUCCCUCUCGACCCUCGGGAAGCACCUUCCCUGUCGGAAGCAUGCCUGUUACCUACACCUUCACUGACCCAACUGGAAACUUCGUCAUUCGCAGUUUCAAUGUCAACGUGAUUGAGCUACCCGACGACCAGCAACCCACCAUUCAAACCUUCCCCAACGACAUUACGGUCACCGUUCCCUUUGGAACCGACAGCACUUCGGUCAAUUGGCCCGUGCCGACCUCAACCGACAAUUCGGGCACAGUCAGCGUCACUUCCAACAGGGAGCCGGGAAGCGAUUUCCCAGCAGGCUCAACUCCCGUCACUUACACGUUCACUGACCCUACUGGAAAUUCUGUGAUGCGUACAUUCAACGUGAACGUCGUGGUUCUGGCCGACGGGGUACCACCAUCGGUUACCAGUUUCCCGUCAGACAUCACUGUUACUGUUCCCUUCGGAACUUCGGGGACCGUCGUCACUUGGAACGAGCCGACGUCCACAGAUAAUUCUGGUACCUCUAGCCAGACGACUAACACCCCGUCUGGGAGCACAUUCCCAAUUGGGAACACGGCAGUCGUCUACACCUUCACUGACCCAACUGGGAACCUGAUCAGGCGAUCCUUCAACGUGAACGUGAUUGAACUGGCUGACGACCAGAUACCCGAAAUCCAGACCUUCCCCAACGACAUAACCGUGACUGUUCCCUUUGGCACCGAUAGCUCCAUCGUCAACUGGCCCGUGCCCACAGCAACCGACAACUCGGGCACCGUGAAUGUCAUCUCCAACAGGGAGCCCGGAAGCUCUUUUCAGGCAGGCACGACUACCGUGACUUACACGUUCACCGAUCCCUCCGGAAAUUUGGUCAUUCGUUCCUUCAAUGUCAAUGUCGUGCCUUUGGCCGAUGAGCAGCCCCCAGAUAUCACCAGUUUCCCAUCGGACGUCACCGUCACUGUGCCCUUUGGAACGACCGACACCGUUGUGACCUGGGACGAGCCCACGUCUACAGAUAACUCAGGAAGUUCCUUCCAGAAUCCUUCCAGGCCUUCUGGGAGCUCUUUCCCGAUCGGAAACACCCCGGUUACUUACACCUUCACCGAUUCAUCCGGAAACUCCGUUGAACAGACCUUCAAUGUCAACGUUAUUGAGCUGGCUGACAACGAGCAGCCAACUGUCCUGACUUUCCCCAACGACGUCACGGUGACCGUUCCUUUCGGAACCGAAAACACUCCUGUCAACUGGCCCGUGCCGACAUCCAGCGAUAACUCGGGCACAGUCAGCGUGGUUUCCAACAGGGAACCCGGAAGUUCCUUCCCAAUCGGCACAACUCCGGUGGCUUACACAUUUUCCGACCCCAACGGAAACUCGGUGAUACGGUCGUUUGACGUCACUGUUGUUGCUCUGCCUGACCGCACUCCACCAGCGAUCACCAGUUUCCCCUCCGACAUCACUCUCACCGUUCCGUUCGGAACUACAGAGUCAGUCGUCACCUGGGACCAGCCAACAUCCACGGAUAAUUCCGGUACCUCGAGCCAGACGACCCCCAUCCCAUCAGGAAGCUCAUUCCCGUUGGGCAACACGCCGGUUACUUACACCUUCACCGACCCGUCUGGAAACUUCGUCACCAGGACUCUGAACGUGAACGUCAUCCAGCUGGCUGACGACGAGCGCCCAGUUAUCCAAACCUUCCCCAACGACAUCAGCGUCACCAUUCCCUUCGGAAGCACCGGCUCCGUCGUCAAUUGGCCGGUGCCCACGGCUACCGAUAACUCGGGCACGGUCAGCGUCACCACCAACAGGGAACCGGGGAGCACUUUCCAGCCGGGCACAACGGCCGUGACUUACACGUUCACCGAUCCGUCUGGGAACAUCGUCACGCAGACUUUCAAUGUCAACGUUAUGGUUGCUGAUGACGAACAACCACCUGUGGUUACCAGUUUCCCGUCGGACGUCACGGUCACUGUCCCCUUUGGAACGAUGCAAACUGUUGUGACCUGGGACGAGCCGACUUCCACCGAUAACUCCGGAACGAGCUCCCAGAAUCCCACCCGUCCGUCCGGAAGCGUCUUUCCCAUCGGAACCACUCCGGUCACCUACACUUUCACUGACCCCUUCGGAAACGUGGUCAUGCAGAGUUUUGAUGUGAACGUCAUCCAGCUACCGGACAAUGAGCAACCAUCUAUCAUCAGUUUCCCAAGCGACAUCACGGUGACAGUCCCGUUUGGAGUCAGCAGCACCCCGGUCAACUGGUCCCCGCCGAUCUCCACGGACAACUCGGGCACCGUCAACGUCAACACCAACAAGGAGCCUGGCAGUUCCUUCCCAGCCGGCCAAACCACCGAGGUCACCUACACCUUCUCCGAUCCCAAUGGCAACUCGGUCAUGCGCUCGUUUGAUGUCAAUGUCGUGGUUCUGCCGGACAGCUUGCCGCCAGUGAUAACUACGUUCCCAGGCGACGUCACCGUCACGGUUCCGUUCGGAACGCAAAGCACCCCAGUCACAUGGCCAGAGCCCACGUCCACAGACGACUCCGGAACUUCUUCCCAGACAUCCAACUUCCCGUCCGGAAGCAGCUUCCCGGUUGGCACCACGCCGGUUACCUACACCUUCACCGACCCAAAUGGGAACUCAGUCAUGCGGUCAUUUGACGUUCGAGUUAUUGAGCUGCGUGAUGAUAUCCGUCCAGUCGUCACCAGUUUCCCGCCAGACAUAACCAUCACGGUUCCUUUUGGGACCACAAGUGCCAUGGCCACUUGGGACGAGCCGACAUCCACGGAUAAUUCCGGUACUUCCACUCAGAGUGCCUCCUUGCCAUCCGGAAGCACCUUCCCGCUCGGAAUCACCCCGGUCACCUACACCUUCACGGAUCCGUCGGGAAACACUUACACCCAGACAUUCACCGUCAAUGUCAUUAUGCAGUCUGACGAAGAACCACCAAUGAUCGAGACCUUCCCCGAAGACAUCACUGUGACGGUUCCUUUUGGGACAACCAGCACUCCGGUCAACUGGCCCGAGCCGACAACCACCGACAACUCGGGCACGGUCAGCGUCAACUCCAACAUCAACCCAGGAAGCUCCUUCAUCCCGGGCUCCACCGGUGUCAUCUACACCUUCACCGAUCCGGCUGGGAAUAUCGUCCAGCGCUCAUUUAACGUCAACGUUGUGGUGAUGCCUGACGGCGUCCCGCCAGUGAUCACCAGUUUCCCAGCCGACAUCACCGUCACGGUGCCUUUCGGAACCUCGGGAACCACCGUCACCUGGAACGAGCCCACGUCCACGGACAACUCUGGCUUCUCCUUCCAGAAUCCCAGCAAAACUUCCGGAAGCACCUUCCUGGUCGGAACCACGCCGGUCACCUACACAUUCAUGGAUCCCACCGGAAACGGAGUUGAGAUGGAGUUCACUGUCACCGUUAUUGAGCUGCCGGAUACCUCAGUUCCGAUCAUCACCUCCUUCCCCAACGACAUCACCAGGACAGUGCCGUUUGGAACGGCCAGCAUCCCGGUGACAUGGCAGGAACCCACGUACAUCGACAACGCUGGCUCUGCCGUCGCCACCUCGGAUAUCACAUCUGGAACCUCGUUCCCGCCUGGGACAACCCCGGUCACUUACACCUUCACCGACCCGGCCGGCAACAACAUUAUGCGAUCCUUCAACGUCAUCGUGGUGGUUCUGCCUGAUCAAGAUGGUCCAGUGGUCUUGACCUUCCCCGCCGACAUGACCGUCACCGUUCCCUUCGGCACGCAGAGCACCCCGGUCACCUGGAACGAGCCCACCUCCACGGAUAACUCCGGGUCUUCUUUCCAGAAUCCCUCCCAGCCUUCCGGAAGCACCUUCCCCAUCGGAACCACGCCGGUCACCUACACCUUCAACGACCCAAAUGGCAACAUAGUCCUGCGGACUUUCGAAGUGACAGUCAUCAUGCUGCCUGACAAUGAGCAACCAGAGGUGGACACCUUCCCCAGCGACAUCACUGUGACCGUCCCCUUCGGCACCACCUCCGCCGUCGUCAACUGGCCCUUCCCGACGUCCACGGACAACUCGGGCACCGUCAACACCUUCACUAACCGGGAGCCCGGAAGUUCCUUCCCCCCGGGUACCACCCCGGUCACCUACACCUUCACGGAUCCGAACGGAAAUUCGGUCAUUAGGUCUUUUGACGUCAACGUCAUUGUUCAACCUGACGGUGUUCCGCCAGUGGUCACCAGUUUCCCGAAUGACAUCACGGUCACAGUGCCUUUCGGCGCCACAGGCUCCAUCGUGACUUGGGACGAGCCGACUUCUACCGAUAAUUCCGGAACCACUUUCCAGAAUCCCACCAGGGUACCGGGAAGCACCUUCCCCAUCGGGAUGACCCCAGUCACCUACACCUUCACCGAUCCCACUGGGAACAAUAUCCAACGGACGUUCACUGUCAACGUUGUUGAGCUCGCUGAUACCGAGCGACCUGUGAUCACGUCCUUCCCCAACGACGUCACUGUGACGGUCCCCUUCGGUACAACCAGCACUCCAGUCAAUUGGCUGCCACCGACGUCUACGGACAACUCGGGCACCAUUGACACCAACUCCAACAAGGCGCCGGGCGAUUCGUUUCCCCCCGGCACCACUCCCGUCACGUACACGUUCACCGACCCCAAUGGAAACACCGUCACGAGAUCCUUCAAUGUUAACGUCAAUGUCCUGCCCGACGAUCAGGUACCGAACAUCCUGACCUUCCCAUCCGACGUCACCGUCACCGUGCCGUUUGGAACCACCAGUACUCCCGUCACCUGGGACGAGCCCACGUCUUCCGAUAAUUCUGGAGGCACUUUCCAGACGCCCUCCAAGCCCUCUGGCAGCGAGUUUACAGUGGGAACCACCCCGGUCACUUACACCUUCACCGACCCGACUGGCAACAUUGUGACCCGAACGUUCAACGUCAACGUCGUUAUGCUGUCCGACACUUCUCGUCCCGUGGUCACAAGUUUCCCGUCCGACAUCACCCUCGUCGUGCCGUUUGGUACCUCCAGCAUCCCCGUCAACUGGAACGAGCCCACCUCCACGGACAACUCCGGGUCGUCCGUGCAAUCCGUGAACAUUCCUUCCGGAAGCUCAUUCCCAGUCGGAAGCACACCCGUCACCUACACCUUCACGGAUCCGUCCGGAAACUUUGCCACCCAGACGUUCAUGGUUAACGUCGUCAUGCUGUCCGACAACGAAGAACCGAUGGUACAAGAGUUCCCCGAGGACAUCACCAUCAGGGUUCCGUUUGGCACUUCUGAGAUCCCAGUGAACUGGCCGGCCCCUGUAGUGACCGACAACUCCGGAACGGUCAACGUCAUCACCAACAGACAGCCCGGCAGUUCGUUCCAACCGGGAACCAACACGGUCACGUACACGUUCACCGAUCCGUCUGGAAAUACCGUCAUGAGGGACUUCAACGUCAAUGUUAUCGUUGACUCUGACGAGAUGGCACCAAUGAUCAACACCUUCCCAUCGGACAUCACUGUCAUGGUUCCCUUUGGCAGCACGGGUACCCCGGUCACCUGGGACGAGCCAACGUCAAGUGACAACUCUGGAACGUCUAUCCCGAGCAGUAACAUUCCCUCUGGUAGCACCUUCCCCGUCGGAUCCACCCCGGUUAUGUACACCUUCACUGAUCCAUCUGGCAACACGAGAACCGAAACUUUCAACGUCAACGUUGUCAUGAUGCCCGACGAAGAAGACCCAUUCGUCCAAGAAUUCCCAGAGGACAUCACCGUGACGGUCCCCUUUGGCUCCACCAACACCCCGGUCAAUUGGCCCCAGCCGCAGGUUACUGACAACUCCGGCACGGUCAACACCAUAACCAACAGGCAGCCUGGUAGCUCUUUCCCCCCAGGCACAACCCCUGUCAUGUACACCUUCACUGACCCGUCGGGUAACAUCGUCACACGGACAUUUGACGUCAACGUGGUGGUUCUGCCCGACAACGAGGCACCUUCUGUUACCAGGUUCCCGGCAGACAUUACGAUCACGGUGCCUUACGGCGAGGAAGAGGCGGUCGUGAACUGGGACGAGCCGACUUCCACGGAUAACUCCGGAUCUACCUUGCAGACUCCCUCUCGACCCUCGGGAAGCACCUUCCCCGUCGGGAACACGCCGGUCACUUACACCUUCACUGACCCGUCUGGAAACAUUUACGAACGGACCUUCAACGUCAACGUGGUUCAAUUGCCGGACGGCAUCAUUCCUCGCAUCGUGGAUUCCCCCGAGGACAUCGAAGUCUUUGUUCCUUUCGGCACCACGGGCUCCAAUGUCAACUGGUCCCCGCCGACAGCUACCGACAACUCUGGCAGGGUCACUCCCACCACCUCCCAGGAGCCUGGGAGCUUCUUCCCUCUUGGGACGACUCCGGUUACCUACGUCUUUACCGAUCCCUCUGGAAAUGAAGCUAGGACAACUUUCACCGUCAAAGUGACUGAGCUGCCUGAUUCCAUUCCACCCAUGAUCACCUCCAUGUCCGAGGACAUCACAAUCACCGUCCCCUUCCAGUCCCCCGGCACCACGGUCAGCUGGACCGAGCCCACGGCCACCGAUAACUCCGGCACCUUCUCCAGCACCAGGACCAAUGAGCCCGGUUCCUUCUUCCCGACGGGAUCCGUCACGCCCGUCACUUACACCUUCACUGACCCAGCUGGCAACCCCGUCAGCACCACCUUCACCGUCCGUGUAGUUGAAGAACCGGACAGGGAAAACCCCAUGCUCAUCACCUGCCAGACAGACAUCACCUUCCACGUCAUGAUGGGCAAAGCUCCGGUACCGGUCUACUUCACCGCGCCCACGGCCAGCGACAAUUCCGGCCGAGUCAACCUGGUCAUGCACACCAAGAACCCGGGCGAGCUGUUCAAUGCCGGCCGGACCACCGUGCAGUACAGAUUCCAAGACCAAGCCGGAAAUAUGGCAGAUUGCAUCUUCAACGUCGAUGUUGUUGAAGCCAAUCCCUGCUCGCCGGAGCCCUGUCAGAACGGUGCUGCCUGCGUCCCGACCACGCUGACUACAUACACCUGUAUCUGCCCUGACUGCUUUACUGGAGAAACAUGCGAGGCUGCUGUGGAUGCUUGCGCGGCCAACGCUUGCCAGAAUGGAGCCGCAUGCGCUGCCUUGUCUGGUACCUGUACUCAGUAUGAGUGCCAGUGCCCUGCCUGCUACAUCGGACAGUACUGCCAAACCUAUGUGGACAGUUGUGAGAACCACCAGUGUGCCAACGGAGCCCAGUGUACGGCCAGCCCAGACAGCUGUAUCGAGUAUACCUGCCAGUGCCCACCAUGCUUCACCGGACGCUACUGUGAUGUCCCGGUCUCUGCUUGUGACAGCCAUGCCUGCCAGAGUGGAGGUCUGUGUGUACCGUCCUCGCUGACUCCCAAUGCUCUCUACUCCUGCUCUCAGUACAGGUGCUCCUGCAGCGGUUGCUUCACCGGUGCUCGCUGCGAGAUCCAGCGUGAUGCCUGCAACCCCAACCCAUGUCUGAACAGCGGUGCCUGCUCUUCCCUGCCUGACUCCUGCUACUCCUACACCUGCCAAUGCAGCGGCUGCUUCACUGGCUUCAACUGUGAAAUCCCCAUUGCGUCGGCGUGCGCCAACAACCCAUGCCAGAAUGGCGGUGUGUGCAGUGACGUACAGGGAGCCUGCGGUGCCUACACAUGUACCUGCCCCAACGGCUUCAUCGGACUCAACUGUGAAACAACGAUCUCUGAGAACCCUAACCCAUGCAACAGCUUCCCCUGCAAGAACGGAGCGUCUUGCCUGACCAUGGACGCCGACCACUACAUGUGCCUGUGCACCAGCGAGUACGUGGGACCCAACUGCAACACGCAGAAAGUGAAUGCUCCCCAGUUGGACGCCUGUGGUUCCUUCCCCUGCAUCAACGGAGCGGCUUGCUACAACGGCUUCAACAGCGGCUCUGGCAGUAACUCCUUCAUCCCGCAGUACUCCUGCGUCUGCGCCAACGGUUUCACCGGCACCAACUGCGAUACUCCUACUGGAAGUGCACCAGCCCUGGACAUCUGUAAUCUUGGUGAGAGACCCCCGUGCAGGCAAGGAGCUCAGUGCUCCAACGCUUUCCACAGCUUGAACUCCGACGUUGACUACUUCUGCGCUUGCCCCGUCGGAUACUUGGGACACAACUGCGAGACUACAAUCAGCAGCCCGUGCCUGAGCAACCCAUGCAAGAACGGAGCCAACUGCGUUGCCUUCAACACGUUCUUCAUGUGUGAAUGCUUAUCUGGGUUCGGGUCCAAGACUUGCGAAUCACGUGUCGGUGACACCACUGCACCUUCCAUCAGCGACUGCCCGGCGUCUAUCUACGCUGGCGACAGCGGCCAAGCCGGCCAGACGGUGUCCUGGACCCCACCCACGGCCACGGACGAGUCUGGCGUGGCCACUCAGAUCUAUGCCUCCCACCAGCCCGACACACUGUUCAGCCGCGGCGUCACGCCCGUCACGUACAUCUUCGCCGAUGCCAGCCAAAACUACGCCCGUUGCAUAUUCUUCGUCAAUAUUGGUGACAAUAUUCAGGUCAUUGAUAACACACCGCCAACCCUCACCAACUGCCCCACUGAUAUCGUCGUGACGGCCCCACUCGGUGCCAGCGGUGCGGUGGCCACCUGGACAAAUCCGGACGUGACGGAUGACUCGGUCGGUCCUAUCAACCUGCAAGCGACCGCGACAUCCGGCGAUAGCUUCAAUGUCGGAGAGACUACGGUCACUUUUACUGCCACGGACGCCUUUGGCAACAUAAACAGAUGCUCGUUCAAGGUCACUGUUGUUGCUUCAUCAGACAACACCCCACCGGAAAUCAGCAACUGUCCAAUGGGUGCGUCGGCCACGGCUGAUUCUGGAGCCACCAGCACUGAGGUCACGUGGGCAGCCCCAACGGCCGUGGAUAACUCGGGCGGUCAGGUGUCCGUCCAGGCAACCCAUCAGCCCGGAGACGGCUUCCCCGUCGGAGUCACCGACGUCACCUACACCUUCACCGAUCUGUCUGGCAAUGACGCAUAUUGCACUUUUGUCGUCAUGGUUAACAGUGGAAACAUGCCUGACCAAGAAGCCCCGCAGAUCUCCGGCUGUCCCUCCAACAGACAGGUUGAACCCGACCAAGGUUCCACCUCGGCCAUAGUCACCUGGGUGGAACCCACGGCCGUGGACAACAGCGGACGGGAGCCCGGCGUGGCCAAGUCGCACCAACCCCCGGCUUCCUUCCCCAAGGAUACCGUUACCCGCGUCUCCUACGUCUUCUACGACAUCUCGGGCAACUUUGACACCUGCGCUUUCACCGUGACGGUCACAGGUGGAAACGGAGGCAGUGGCGGAACCACCGACAACAUUAACCCAGAAUUCACCAACUGUCCCAACGACAUCGUUGCCUACGUAAACGGACCCGGCGCCACGGCCAGCAUUGCUUGGUCUGAGCCCACCGCUACAGACAACUCCGGUAUCGCGCCCACCGUGACCGGUAGUCUGCAAUCCCCUAUUGACCUCGGUGUCGGUUCGACCACAGCCAUGUACACGGCGACAGACGCCGCUGGCAAUGAGGCCUUCUGUACCUUCAGCGUCAAUAUCAUCUUGGACGACCAACAGCCGACGUUCACCGGUUGCCCGGUCAACGCCAGCAUGGUUCUCCCCAGCGGCAGCACCAGCGUGGCCGUGACCUGGACUGAGCCGGUCGGUGCCGACAACUCUGGCUCCGUCUCCAUAUCUAGGAGCAGCGCGCCGGGAGAUCUAUUCACUCUCGGCAGCUCCCUAGUCAACUACGUCUUCACCGACGUCGCCGGGAACGAAGCCACGUGCUCUUUCAUUGUGACCGUCACAUCAGGUGAUAAUUCCGCUAACCCUUGCGCUAGCGACCCCUGUCCUUCCAACCAGGACUGCUAUUACAGGCCUGACCCAUCAGAGUACCUGUGUAUCAACACAAGAGCCAAGAGAGAUGUCCAAGAUGCUUGCAUGUGCAUGAAUGGCGGUGUCUGCAUACCAGAAGAUGAUGGUUUCUACUGUGCGUGCCCAAGCAACUUCACCGGUGUCCUGUGCGAAAAGAAGACAUAUGUCAUGGACUCGGCUAAACCGUUCAUGUCCCACGAGAUGGAGCCCCACCACACCCACGAGUCGUCCUUCGACUCGGAGAUGUGGCUGAUGGGAGCCAUGAUGGCCCUGCUGGGGGUUGUCAUCAUCGUCCUGGCGGUUACCGUCAAUCGACUGGUGCCCCGCACGACAACCAGGAAAGACGCGUUCGACAAGGGGAACCUGGUCUACUAAAACGAGCCUCGCUCGAGGAGUCCCUUUAAUUGUCUUUUUUUAAUGCUUAUUUAAUGUUCACAAAAGUAGAAACCCUUUUUUAACAUUCUAAAUUUUUUAACCUUUUUAGCAAUUGUAUAUUUUGCUGUCGGUGAUGUUUUUGUAUUUAUGGUACGCAAAGUGAAUUUUAUGGGCGUCGUACGGGGCUAGUUUGACUAAAUUUCUUUUUUUACCCUAAGUUAUGAGUGGUUAUUUUGCCCCAUUAAACAAAAACAAAAACCAGGUGGAGGUUCAUGUGAUAAAUACCUCUCAAUUUUUAUCGAUGAUUAUUAUUUUUUAUCUAUAAUGGCUUUUUCUAUGUAUAUUUAGCUCCUGAGAAAUUGUUAUGCUGCUUUAUUUUAUUCCUUUAGAAUUAACCAAGAUCGUACGUGAGUUUUGAGAUAAGUGGCAUUUUUAUGCUUUAAAAAAAAGUUGUGUCCCUUCGUAAAGGAGUCAUGUCAAAAUGUACGUGUAUGUAUUUUGAGAAUUUUUGUUUUUAACAUCGUAAUGUAGAGACCUCAACUAACAACAAUGCCACUUUCAUAUACGUUGGUGCUUUUUUGUUUUUGUUGUUGCAUUGUAUGCCUCCUAGCAGUCUAAAUUAACGAGUUGACCGUUUUGGAGAUUAAAGUUGAAUUUUCAAUUGCAUUUUUCAAAUGAAAUUGUUAAUUGAUUGUGCUCAUAAAUCUGUAUUAGAUUGAUCGCAAUGACUUUCACCACAAGAAAUACAUUUAAAUUCAAACUGUCUAAUUCAAUCAUUUUGUGACAGUUUUUGUAAUCACUGCGAUAAAUUUGAAAGUAGACUGCAUUAUUUUUUAAUAAAACGGUUUCUCCAAAAA